This is a messenger RNA of Durusdinium trenchii, 831 nucleotides long. The record is from the annotation of a GenBank genome assembly. Lineage: Eukaryota; Dinophyceae; Suessiales; Symbiodiniaceae.
AGUUUUGGCUCCAAUCCGCUCAAAUUUUGUUAUCCCGUAGAUUGUGCCAUGCCAAUUGAGAAAGGACCAGCAAGGAAUGGGGACCUUCCGGUACUGUUAGAGGGUGAGGAGAUUCGAUUGUCAGAGCCCCGAACCAGGCUCUACACAAGGCAGCAUCUUGAAGGUGAAGGCGUGCUCCAUCUGACCACAAAACGUCUAGUCUGGCUGGGUGGUCCUGGUUGUGCGAUUGACUAUCCAUUCAUCACGAUGCAUGCUGUCUCAAGGGACAAAAAUGCCUGGCCCGAUCCUUGCUUGUAUUGCCAACUUCGGGAAGAAGAAGAUGAGAAUGAUGAGGAGGAAGUAUCAGUGCCAGAGCUCAGAUUCGUACCAGCCGAACCGUCACAUUUGCAAGAGAUGUUCAAGGUCUUCUCGGAAAUGUCUGCGUUGAACCCGGAUCCCUAUGAUGAGCAAGCAGAUGACAGUGAAUCGGAGGGUGACUUUGAGGAUGUUUUAGGUGGAAAUUUACAGCCUCAGGUUGAGCUGGGAGUCAUGUGGAAUGCUGAUGCGAAUGAUGCAGCAAUGGAGGACGCUGAUGAGGAUGACGACGAUGAUGCGCAAAUGUAGAAGCUUGUAGGGAGAGCUGGCUUCUCAUAGACAUGCUAGCACAGUUUGUGAAGCUCCCGUGAGAGUGUGCUGGCUUUCGGUUGAGUCGUGAAGUGAGCACCCAAGUACAGAGGCGUGCUUGCAUAUUCUGAACAGAGGCACCAGGUCAGACUUUGUGGCAGCAAGAGCUGCAAGUUUCACUCUGCUGGGUUGUUGAAAGCCAGCCAAUUACGGAGACAUGUCCAAAGC